Messenger RNA from Caenorhabditis bovis, 315 nucleotides. The record is from the annotation of a GenBank genome assembly. Lineage: Eukaryota; Metazoa; Nematoda; Chromadorea; Rhabditida; Rhabditidae.
AUGUCUGGACGUGGAAAGGGAGGAAAAGCCAAGACCGGAGGAAAGGCGAAAUCUCGUUCAUCGAGAGCCGGACUUCAAUUCCCAGUCGGUCGUCUUCAUCGUCUUCUUCGCAAAGGAAACUACGCUCAACGCGUCGGAGCCGGAGCCCCAGUUUACUUGGCCGCUGUUCUCGAAUACCUCGCUGCUGAGCUUGCCGUUCGCAACGACGAGGAAUUGAACAAACUUCUCGCCGGUGUGACCAUCGCUCAAGGAGGAGUUCUCCCCAACAUCCAGGCUAUUCUUCUUCCAAAGAAGACUGCCGGAGAGAAGGAGUAA